AUGACAUGGUCCAUACAGGAAGCAGGCUUGCACGUUCGAGAUCAAGACGAGCUGAUCCACUUUUGCGACGUGCCCUCGUACGCCGAAUUUCGUCAACGAUGCUUGAUACCCAAUCGACCAUGUAUUCUGCCUCGUGCGCUGGUAGCGCAUUGGGAUGUAAUACACUCCAACUGUUGGGCGAGCAAUGGUUCAUCGGCAUCGGAAACGCAGCAUGUCAACUGGGAGGCGUUAAAGUGGCACUACGGAACACAUGUCUCACCUGUGGUUGUGGCGCGUCUCGAUCGCACCUCUUGCAAGGUCCAAGAAGAUCGGUCAGAUAUGACGAUUUCCAACGCUGUUGAUCUGAUCCAAGCUUUUCGGCGUGGGGAUCUGGCAGAUGUGCGCUCGAUAUACAUCAAAGAUUGGCAUCUCAUCCGACAGCUGCGCUCGUCCACGUGCGGUCAGCCAGGUACGAAGGAGCCGUACGUCGUACCAGAAAUCUUCGCUGACGACUGGAUGAACAACGUGUCGACUCGCGAUUGUAGUGGUGGACAAGAUGCGCAGCAGGAUGACUUUCGAUUCGUCUACGCUGGAACGUGCGGUUCUCAAACACUGCUUCAUCGCGACGUGUACACAUCCUACUCUUGGUCGACCAAUGUAGUUGGGGUCAAGAAGUGGUUUUUGUUGCCACCGCACACGAUUCCAGCUCUACGUCGAUUUCCACGUGUUUCCACUUCGCCAUUGAUACCAGACAUCGAUACGCUCCUGUGCACCCUGAACGAGGCUGAUCGAAAAGACUACCCGCAUCUCGCAGACGCGCUUGCACACAUGCAGGUCAUCACGCAACAUGCGCACGAAACCAUCUUCAUCCCAUCCAACUGGUACCACCAAGUCCACAACCUCACCGACUGCAUCUCGAUCAACCGCAACUGGUGCAACUCGCACAACAUCGCUUCACUCUACCAUUCAAUUGUCCAAGAGCUACAGCAUGUCGAGCAGUCGCUCUGCGACGUAAGGGAGAUACUGGCCAACAAGCCUUGCAGCACUCACCACGAUUCCAAGCGCGAAUUCUAUGCUCUGGUACAAGACGUAGCCGUCAAAGAUGCCGGUUGGGCAUGGCACGCAUUUUGGCAAAUGCUUCUGCGCAAUCUGACCAGCCUACCAACCGAGCCUGCCCUGCGUCCGCACGUGGCUUGGAUGAGCCAACAACUGCUGCCGCUCACGCACGAUUUCGAGCACAGAGAGGAUGCGAGGUGGUUGGACCCUGUUAUACGAACGACAGCACAAACAUGCAAGUCACUCUUAGAUGCCAUGGUGGAACAAUGCCAGUUCCUCGAGGCACAACAGAGGACAGAGAAACAUGCGGGCGAUCAGGAAGAGCACGAAGGCAAAUUACCCGUCAACGGUUGA
This is a messenger RNA of Mycosarcoma maydis (corn smut), 1389 nucleotides long. RefSeq lists its product as uncharacterized. The coding region runs from base 1 to 1389 and encodes 462 amino acids. Gene Ontology annotation, molecular function: sequence-specific DNA binding; histone H4R3 demethylase activity. Gene Ontology annotation, cellular component: nucleus; cytoplasm. Gene Ontology annotation, biological process: negative regulation of gene expression; protein hydroxylation; positive regulation of translational termination. Lineage: Eukaryota; Fungi; Basidiomycota; Ustilaginomycetes; Ustilaginales. The transcript has a single exon. The record is from RefSeq and is a predicted model, not a curated record.